This is a messenger RNA of Urocitellus parryii (Arctic ground squirrel), 3335 nucleotides long. RefSeq names its product heparan sulfate 6-O-sulfotransferase 2 (gene Hs6st2). Lineage: Eukaryota; Metazoa; Chordata; Mammalia; Rodentia; Sciuridae. Gene Ontology annotation, cellular component: membrane. The record is from RefSeq and is a predicted model, not a curated record. Gene Ontology annotation, molecular function: heparan sulfate 6-sulfotransferase activity.
ACCCUGAGUUGCCUGAAGGGGGGAAUGGCACUGCCUGCGUUUGCAGCCCGGGCGCUCGGGCCACCGCUGCAACCGGAGCAAGGAGCGCCCGCCCGCACCACCUGUCCUCGUCGUCAUUCCAGAGUAGAGGCCGAAUUGGCAGUGAGCCGGCCUGGGUCGGUCGCUGCCUCAGUCCGCGUGGGCCCUCCUAGGGGUGUGUCUCACGGAUUCAACUCCCAGCCGCUCCUGGACGAGCCCCUAAAGGCGUCUUCCUCCCUGGCGGGAGCCGUGCACGCCCCGCUCUUCGCGCUGCUGCCCCGAGGCCGCCGCAGGCGGAUGCGCGACCUCAGGCGACGCUGGGACCUGGGCUCCCUCUGCCKGGCCCUGCUCACUCGGGGCCUGGCCGCCCUGGGCCACUCACUGAAGCACGUGCUCAGUGCGAUCUUCUCCAAGAUUUUCGGCCCUUUGGCCAGCGUCGGGAACAUGGAUGAGAAAUCCAACAAGCUGCUGCUGGCUUUGGUGAUGCUCUUCCUAUUUGCCGUGAUCGUCCUCCAAUACGUGUGCCCCGGCACAGAAUGCCAGCUCCUCCGCCUGCAAGCGUUCAGCUCCCCGGUGCCGGACCCGUACCGCUCGGAGGAUGAAAGCUCCGCCAGGUUCGUGCCCCGCUACAAUUUCAGCCGUGGCGACCUCCUGCGCAAGGUAGACUUCGACAUCAAGGGCGAUGACCUGAUCGUAUUCCUGCACAUCCAAAAGACCGGAGGCACCACUUUCGGCCGCCACCUGGUGCGCAACAUCCAGCUGGAGCAGCCUUGCGAGUGCCGCGUGGGUCAGAAGAAAUGCACUUGCCACCGACCGGGUAAGCGGGAGACCUGGCUGUUCUCCAGGUUCUCCACUGGCUGGAGCUGCGGGCUGCACGCUGACUGGACCGAGCUCACGAGCUGCGUGCCUGCGGUGGUGGACGGCAAGCGCGACGCGAGGAUGAGACCGUCCAGGAACUUCCACUAUAUCACCAUCCUCCGAGAUCCAGUAUUCCGGUACUUGAGCGAGUGGAGGCAUGUGCAGAGGGGGGCCACUUGGAAAGCGUCUCUGCAUGUCUGUGAUGGAAGGCCCCCAACCUCGGAAGAGCUGCCCAGCUGCUACACUGGUGAUGACUGGUCUGGCUGCCCCCUCAAAGAGUUCAUGGACUGCCCCUACAAUCUGGCCAACAACCAUCAGGUGUGCAUGCUCUCUGACCUGACCCUAGUAGGCUGCUACAACCUCUCUGUCAUGCCUGAAAAGCAAAGAAACAAGGUCCUUCUGGAAAGCGCCAAAUCCAAUCUGAAGCACAUGGCGUUCUUUGGCCUCACUGAGUUUCAGCGGAMGACCCAGUAUCUGUUUGAGAAGACCUUCAACAUGAACUUUAUUUCGCCGUUUACCCAAUAUAACACCACUAGGGCCUCUAGCGUAGAGAUCAAUGAGGAAAUCCAAAAGYGUAUUGAGGGACUGAAUUUUCUGGAUAUGGAGUUGUACAGCUAUGCAAAAGAUCUCUUUUUGCAGAGGUAUCAGUUUAUGAGGCAGAAAGAGCAUCAGGACAGGCGGAAGCAUCAGGAGCAACGGACAUUUCUGAAGGGAAGGUUCCUUCAGACUCAUUUCCAGAGCCAGAGUCAGGGCCAGAGCCAGAGCCAGAGCCAGAACCCGAAUCAGAGUCAGAAUCCAAAUCCAAAUGCAAACCCGAAUCUGCCUCCGAAUCUGAUUCAGAAUCUGACUCAGAGUUUGAGUCAGAAUUCGAGCCAGAAGGAGAAUUGGGCAAGCCCCAAGCAGAACCCAGGCCAGGAGCAGCCCGAAAGCAACACCAGCAAUGGCACCCACUAUAUAGGCAGUGUAGAGAAAUGGCGUUAAAUGGCUCUGAAAGGCUUGUGCACACUUCUCCCAAAGCGCCACCAAAAAAAUGACAUAUCUUAAAAGAUGAAAAUGUCCAAACACAUCCUGAUUCCUUAAGUUUGGAAGUUAAAAAAGGUUUAGAUGUUGCCUUUACAGUUGCCUUUCAAUUAAAUGUUAUGCUGUGUGUGGGUAAAACAGAUCUCAAUAUGUAAUUAAAUUGUCUUUUUUUUUCUUUUGGUUGGACUUUUUAUGAAAUCCAAAAGCCAAAAGAGACUCACCAGAAAUUGCUGUGUAGCUAUUUUAAGAAGUUCUUAAAUUACUUAUGGAGGCAAAAUGAAUACACAAAAUGUGACCAUUUAACAUACAACUGAGAAAUGGAAUUUAAGUGAUUCCUGAUACACUGUUAAAACCCAGUUUUGGAAACAAACCCUUUUUCCAGUGGUGAGCAUAACUAUAAAUAUCAAAUGAMUAAAAGAAACACAAACCUUUCAUUUCUUUCUGAUUUUAACAAGGAACCUAUUUAAAUAGAACAGCAACUGAUGAUAAAUUUUACCAAAGUGUAGAAAAUUUGAAAAUUCCUCUCCCAAACSUGGGUGGUUUUAUGUAAAAAUAUUGGCUUUUCAAAUAGAACAGGACUCAUAUCUUGUAAUUUAAGAGAUGUUUAAAAUUUUAAACUUUUCUACCUUCUACUAUUUAAAGGUUUUAAACAAGGUGUAUCUCAUAUUAAGGAAAGAACAUAUUUUUUCCAAAUGGAAGACCAGUGUAAAAAUCUAAUGUCCAGAUGCUUUCAGGGCACUGUAAUUUCAACAAUUCUGGAAUCUUUUUGGCACUGCUUCUCAUUCACUUUAAGGCUUCUCUGAGUUGUGCUCAUUCCAAACAAACCCAUGUAUAGAAUCUUUCUCCAUCAUCUAAAUGGUGUGUUGCUGAAUUAAUUGUGGUAUAUAAUCCUGGAUUAAAGUCAGGACUUUCUUUCUAUAGAAUUGUCUUAUCAAUGUUUGUGUAGUGAGGUCCUUAAUCAAGAAACUCUUGAACAGGACAAUGUGUCUAAAAAUAUUGCUKAAGUUAUUCUUGAUCAGAUAGAAUUGAACCUGAAUGUGAAUUGUUAUUUACUUUUUGUAYAUCUUUAUUGUAUAAUGUUUCCAGUUUGGCUGGCUAUUUCUGGCCCAUUAGUUCUUCUUUGUGUUGACAAGUUUGUAGACAAUUAUAAAAGCCAAYAAAGGGUAGAAUAAGCAUGACAAUAGCCAGAGUUAUUCUUCAACACCAAAAGCUGUUGCUGGAUUCUUUGGGUUAACCUUUCUACCAGGUUUUCAUUUAUGAAAGAACCAAAGYAGAGGACAUUCUACAGCAGAGUUAAGUAUCAAGAACAAUCAAGUGGAAGAGAGUAACAUGGUUCUAUGAGUCUACACAUCAUGUUUCUGGGUGGUUUCUAUUUUAUGGGUUUGGCUAAACUUUUGCAAGAACUUACAUUGACCUCUGGUUAUCAAACAAGGUGCCUG